GCCAAUUCAAUAAACAUUCCUUAUCAUUAAUAUCACUAGAAAUAGUUAUUGUCCCUUAAAAUGGCUAUGCAGUUAGUAACAUUAUUGUUUAUUGUGAUACUCAAUAUUACUUCAACAUUUGCAACCACAUUGAAUGAAGCCUAUGGUGAUGAUAUUGGAUGUCCAUUAGGGACAGGCAUUUACCAAUACACUUGCCCUGAAGCAGAGGCCAUUAUAUUCUCUUGGGUGGAACAAGCUGUCUCUGAAGACCCAAGAAUGGCAGCUUCAUUGCUAAGGCUUCAUUUCCAUGAUUGUUUUGUUAAUGGUUGUGAUGCUUCAGUCUUGCUGGAUGACACAGAAGACUUCGUUGGUGAGAAAACUGCUGCUCCAAAUUUGAAUUCACUUAGAGGAUUUGAAGUUAUCAAUGAAAUAAAAUCUGAACUAGAACUAGUUUGUCCACAAACAGUUUCUUGUGCUGACAUACUUGCAACAGCUGCUCGAGAUUCAGUUCUUCUGUCAGGAGGUCCAACUUGGGAUGUUCAAAUGGGAAGAAAAGAUAGUAUAACGGCUAGCAAGAAAGUUGCAAAUAAUAACAUUCCAGGCCCAAACUCAACUGUUGAUGUGCUUGUGGCUAAGUUUGAAAACGUUGGACUUACACUUCAAGACAUGGUUGCUCUCUCAGGUGCGCACACAAUAGGAAAAGCUCGCUGCUCAACAUUUAGCUCUCGCUUACAAAGUAGCAGUAUCUCAGAUGGUUCAUUUGUUAAUGCUGAUUUUGUUGCAUCAUUGCAACAGCUAUGUUCAGGACAAGAUAAUAGCAACCAAAUUGCGCAUCUUGACCUGGUUACACCAGCUACAUUCGAUAACCAAUACUAUAUUAAUCUUCUCUCUGGGGAAGGAUUGCUUCCAUCAGAUCAGACUCUUGUGAAUGGGAAUGAUCAGACACGCCAGAUAGUCGAAACCUACGUCGAGAACCCAUUCAUUUUCUUUGAGGACUUCAAGAAUUCGAUGUUAAAACUAGGAGGCUUGGGAUCAGUUACUCAGAGUAACGGGCAGAUUCGCAGAGAUUGCGGAGCUGUUAAUUAGCUAAUUUAAACAAAGUUGCUAACGCUCUAUGUAAACGUUGUAUGGUGGCAGCGUGCUAUUUGAUCAUUAGAAAAAUCAUGCUCGCGUACAAGAUGAAAAUGUACUACUAAUUAAUGAUUACUUGAAUCAAGCUUUGAUUAGCUUUUUAUAACCAAAGGUGAGAGCCGUUAUUUCCUUGUGCACGUAUGAUUUUAUUAGGUAAAACAUAAGCACCACAUGAACUUCAUAAAUUGUCUCUAAAUUAAUGGUUAAGUUAUAAUAAUUUAUAAAUAACGCAAAGCCUAUGUUACACGGUGAUCUGGGUAGAGCAUUUCCUUACUGACCCCUCACAGCCCUUACUGCUGAGCCAGUCAGUGAUUGUGAAAUCUCAACAAU
Cicer arietinum (chickpea) is the source of this 1440-nucleotide messenger RNA. Its product is annotated as peroxidase 40. Gene Ontology annotation, molecular function: heme binding; peroxidase activity. Gene Ontology annotation, biological process: hydrogen peroxide catabolic process; response to oxidative stress. The record is from RefSeq and is a predicted model, not a curated record. NCBI's taxonomy places the organism in Eukaryota, Viridiplantae, Streptophyta, Magnoliopsida, Fabales, Fabaceae.